UUUACAAACAUUGUGUACCGAUAUAUCAGACCUUAGCAACCUGUGUGCGUAAACGGGUUCUCAGCGUACAAGGAUAUAGUUCCCUAAAAACACUAAUAUUUCAGUAAUCAGUUUUACAGUUAUUAUCUCACUUAAUUAAUAAAAUGAUUUGCCGUAGUGUACCAAUGAUAUUAGGAUACAUUUAAUUAAGAAAGUAGCUAAUCGAUCGUACAAGUUUUGGAGGAAAAUAAACUUUACUAAGGGCAAGGUCGUUACGGCAGCCAAGUUAAAACAGUUGAUCAAACGGAAAUUAAUUCCAGUAUACCGAGUCCACGGAAUAUCGUAAUUGUGUAAUUACACACACAUUACAAUUAUGGUUAUUUCAGUGUACAAGGACGCCAAGUCGAACAGUCGAUGGAACAAUGCCGCUUACGCCAUGAGCAACUAUGAAAAAUAUUUUGCCGAGGCCACGAUGGCGUGGUUCAACGUCAUUCAAACACGGAACGCCGGAAGAAUUAAUAUGUUGUAUUACGCUUGACGUCUCGUAUUUGAGUCUAGAGGAUUAUGACUUUCUGGCGAACCUCCCUUCUCAUCGCUCGUCACUUCCGGCUGAUUUCAAACAGAUGUAUGUCAGCGCUUUCGGCAUAAUCUACACACACAAACCUAAUGUGAAUGUUGUCGAGGUGGCUGCGAGUCCGAAGACACCAGAGAAAGCACAUUAUGAUCUUGUCUUGCGUUCGAAGACUGGCAUUUGAGGCGGCGCUCGUGGUCAGUCACAUGACACGUCACAUGCCCUCGUCUGUGUUCUCCCGGCUGGCGGCGCGCUCCUCGGUCGGGGUGUUCAGCAAGGCGGAGAAACUCACCAUCUACCCGCAGUACAAACAUCUGACGAACACUCCCGAGUGCCACAAUCGGUGUGACGGAACGUGUCGACACACGUGCACGUUUGACGGGAGGAAAUGGGAAAACCUGGCCGGUCUUGGCGGACUGAGGGCCCUCAUCGUGGAAGACAACGUCAUGUGCACGUCACGUGACCCCUACCAUCAUCACGAGAAUAUUUUGGUGCACGAAUUUGCUCACACCAUCCACCAUCACGGACUAAACUUGACCACGUCUAACAAGGUUAGAGCGGCGUACAACAACACCAAGACGAACAGACUGUGGACGAGCUCGUCCUACGCCAUGGCCAACUACGAGGAAUAUUUCGCCGAGGCCACGACGUCGUGGUACAACGCCAACCAGCAGUCCAGCGCCGGCAGAAUGAAUAAGUGUGGAACGUCACAUUACUGCUUAUCUGCAUCGGACGCCAGGGACUACAUGCACAAACACGACCCACGGUUGUACGACAUCCUCAACUACGUAUACAACAACGGCAAGGCCUACUUACCAGGGAGGAUAACCACGUGCAUAGAACAAGCGAAAUAAAUACAAUUAUUAUUA
Gigantopelta aegis is the source of this 1419-nucleotide messenger RNA. RefSeq lists its product as uncharacterized. Gene Ontology annotation, molecular function: metallopeptidase activity. NCBI's taxonomy places the organism in Eukaryota, Metazoa, Mollusca, Gastropoda, Neomphalida, Peltospiridae. The transcript is spliced from 9 exons. The record is from RefSeq and is a predicted model, not a curated record. Bases 652 to 1404 code for a protein of 250 amino acids.